This is a messenger RNA of Triticum turgidum subsp. durum (durum wheat), 3813 nucleotides long. The record is from the annotation of a GenBank genome assembly. NCBI's taxonomy places the organism in Eukaryota, Viridiplantae, Streptophyta, Magnoliopsida, Poales, Poaceae.
AUGGCAGAGCUCGUGGCCACCAUGGUGGUCGGGCCAUUGCUCUCAGUCGUGAAGGACAAGGUGUCCAGCUACCUGCUUGACCAGUACAAGGUGAUGGAGGGCAUGGAGGAGCAGCACAGGGUGCUCAAGCGCAAGCUGCCGGCCAUCUUGGACGUCAUUGAUGACGCCGAGCAGACCGCGUCCCACAGAGAAGGGGCCAAGGCUUGGCUCGAGGAGGUCAAGAGGGUGGCCUACGAGGCUAACGGGCUCUUCGACGAGUUCAACUACGAGGCGCUCCGCCGCGAGGCCAGGAAGAACGGGCACUAUGGCGAGCUCGGCUUCAAUGCAGUAAAGCUCCUCACCACCCACAACUGUUUUACGUUCCGCGACAGGAUGGGGAAGAAGCUGUGCAGGAUUGUGCAGGCCAUCGAAGUCCUUGUGGCUGAGAUGAACGCCUUUGGGUUUAAGUAUCAGCAGCAAGCACCAGAGUCCAUGCGGUGGAGGCAGAUGGACCAUGUUAUCUUCGAUCCGAAGAAAAUCAUCAGCAGAUCGAGAAGCCGAGAUACUAAGAAUAUUGUUGGUACAUUACUUGGUCAAGCCAACAAUGCGGAUCUCUCGGUCAUUCCCAUCGCUGGAGUAGGGGGCCUAGGCAAGACCACCUUGGUGCAGCUAAUUUACAAUGAACCUGAAAUUCAGAAGCAUUUCGAGUUGCUGAUCUGGGUUUGUGUCUCUGACAGCUUUGAUGUGGAUUCCCUGGCUAAAAGAAUAGUUGCAUUUCAUCUAGAAAAAGAUGUAGUUGAAGCAGCAGCUUCCAAGAAAAGCCCACUGGAUAGUCUUCAAGACGUACUAAGCGGGCAUAGGUACCUCCUUGUAUUGGAUGACGUCUGGAACCAAGAAAGUGAUAAGUGGGAAAAGCUCAAGGACCGCCUUACACAUGGUGCCAACGGCAGUGUGGUUCUGACAACUACUCGUGAUGAAGGAGUCGCAAAAAUAAUGGGUACAGUUAAACCCUAUAAUCUCGCAGCUUUGGAGGAUAACUUCAUAAAGGAAAUUAUCGAGACAAGAGCAUUCAGUUUGCAGAAGGAAGAAGAAAGGCUUGCUGUGCUAGUUAAUAUGGUUGAUGAGAUCGUGAAGAGAUGUCGUGGCUCUCCUUUGGCCGCAACAGCGCUGGGCUCUGUGCUGCGUACAAAGACAAGUGAAGAAGAAUGGAAGGCUAUAUCAAGCAGAAGCAACAUUUGCACCGAGGAGUCUGGAAUUUUACCAAUACUCAAGCUCAGCUACAAUGACUUGUCAUCACAAAUGAAGCAAUGCUUUGCUUUCUGUGCUGUUUUCCCCAAGGAUUACGAGAUUGAUGUAGACAAACUGAUCCAACUAUGGAUAGCACAUGGCUUCAUCCAGGACCACAAAGAAGUUAGUCCUGAAACCAUUGGCAACCGGAUUUUCAGCGAGUUGGCCUCAAGUUCAUUCUUUGUGGAUGUGAAGCAAUUGAAAGCCACAUCCUAUGAACGCAUGGUGGGGGGUAGUUAUUACAAACGUACAUGUAAAAUCCAUGAUCUUAUGCAUGAUGUUGCGCUGUCUACAAUGGAGAAUGAAUGUGGUUUUGCACCCGAGGAACCAAAUCGGAUUGAGUGGCUUCCAGAUACAGCUCGCCACUUACUUUUGUCUUGUGAAAAACCAGAAAUUGUUUUGAAUGGUUCUCUGGCAAGAAAAUCUCCAGCUAUUCAGACACUCCUGUGUGAUAGUUAUAUGGAAUACCCACUGCAGCAUUUAUCAAAAUAUAGCACUUUGAAGGCAUUACAGCUCCAUACGCGGAGAAGUCCAUUCCCCUUCAAAUCAAAGCAUCUUCAUCACCUAAGGUACCUUGAUCUCUCAAGAAGUGAUUUUGAAGCACUUCCUGAAGAUAUAAGCAUUCUAUAUAACCUGCAAACAUUGAAAAUCUCUGGCUGUCAAGAACUGCGUCGGCUUCCAAGACAAAUGAAGUAUAUUACUGCUCUCCGUCACCUCUACACUCAUGGUUGUCCAAAGAUGAGGAGCAUGCCUGGUGACCUCCGGAAACUCAUGUCCCUACAGACGCUUACGUGUUUUGUAGCAGGCCGUGCUGGCUCUAAGUGCAGCAAUGUUGGAGAGUUGCAGCAUUUAAAUCUUGGUGGUCAGCUAGAGCUAAAACAGCUAGAGAAUGUGACAGAAGAAGAUGCAAAAGCAGCAAAUCUUGGAAAGAAGAAGGAACUCCGAGAACUGACAUUAAAAUGGACUGUUGGUUCUAGGGAUGAUGCAAGGGUGCUCGAGUGUGUCAAGCCUCAUCAUGGCCUGCAGUCUCUAAGGAUAGAAUCCUACGGAGGCACCACAUUUCCAACAUGGAUGGCUAUGUCGCGAAACAUGGUUGAAAUCCAUCUCUCCUAUUGUAAAAACCUACAAUGGCUAUUCAGUUCUGGUGCAUCCUUCAGUUUUCCAAAUCUGAAGGAGUUUACACUUCGAGGUCUGGAAUGUUUGGAGGGAUGGUGGGAAUCAAGUAACAAGGAACAAGGAAAAGAGGUAAUAUUUCCUCAGCUUGAGAAGUUGCAUAUUCUUGACUGUGCAAAGCUGACAACAUUGCCAGCAACACUGCUUGGAGAAUCUCACGGUAGAAUGGCACGCUCAGCAUUUCCUACAUUGAAGGUUCUCGAAUUGAGAUACUUGAGGAGCUUUGAGAGAUGGGAUGCAGUCGAAGGACCUCAAGGAGCAGAGAUAAUGUUUCCUCAGCUUGAGGAGUUGUAUGUUGCACACUGUGGAAUGAUCAAAGCAUCAUCGGGACAACAAAAGGUUUGUCCAAAGCUGACAAUAAAAGCUGAAUCACCAAAGCUACGUGUUUUAGAGAUGCAGGGCAGUGAGGAAGAGAUGUUCCUGUGGAUAGCUAGACAUGUGACUUCACUGACCAAUCUGAAGCUGCAGAACUGUGAAGGCUCGGAAACAACCUCGGCAGCAGCGGCUGAUAAUAGUUUGAGACAAGCGAUGAGCGCCAUGGAGAAAUGGAACCGUCACGAUUUCCCUCUGGCAGACAUGGAGUUAAUUGGCUUUAAGUCAGGCAUAACCAAGCUAUGUGCAUGCUUUGUACAGCUCCAACGCUUGUGCAUCAAUGAUUGUGCCGCACUUGUCCACUGGCCAGAGAAAGAGUUCCAAAGCUUGGUAUCCUUGAGGAGUCUAAACAUUAUGUCCUGCGGACAACUGGUUGGAUACGCAGCCGAGCCAUCAACAACAACAUCAGAAUCCUCGAGUCAGCUCCUGCCACGCCUGGAGUCUCUCAAGAUAUAUGGCUGUACGAGCAUGGUAGAGGUCUUCAGACUCCCCGCGUCCCUGAGGAAGAUGACGAUUCGCGAUUGCGCGAAGCUCAGGUCCAUAUUCAGCAGCAGGAUGCCACAGCAGGGACAGCCAUCAGCAUCGGCCAUUGUUCAAGGCUCACCACCUGUAUAUUCGGAGGUGCUCCCAUGCUUAGAAGAGAUAGAUAUACGGGGGUGCGACGGAUUAACAGGGGGCCUUGAUCUUCCCCCGUCCCUCAAGCACGUAAGCGUCUAUCGGUGCAGUGGGUUGAGGUCAGUGGAAUCUCACUCGGGAGAGUUCCCGUCGCUGGAGAGCCUCUCCAUCGGGCUCUGUGAGACCCUGUCAUCCCUACCGGAUGGCCCACGAGCAUACCCGUCUCUCAGAAUGCUCAAGGUCUACGACUGUCCGGGUAUGAAGAGGCUCCCUGCUUGCCUGCAGCAACGCUUAGGUAGCCUCGAGGGGAUAACUCUAGAUGCCCAUCAUCAAGGACCUAUUCUGUCGAAGCCCAAGACAUGGAUAAAUGGCCUCUGUAGAGGUUAG